This is a messenger RNA of Saccostrea cuccullata (small rock oyster), 1053 nucleotides long. RefSeq lists its product as uncharacterized. The record is from RefSeq and is a predicted model, not a curated record. NCBI's taxonomy places the organism in Eukaryota, Metazoa, Mollusca, Bivalvia, Ostreida, Ostreidae. Bases 1 to 1053 code for a protein of 350 amino acids. The transcript has 3 exons.
AUGGUGGUUCCCAAACCAGAUAAAUCCGUGAGACUUUGUGGUGACUACAAAGUCAAUGUAAAUCGAGUCAUUAGCGGAGAACAGUAUCCUUUAUCUAAAACGGAUGAUAUGUUUGCGACUCUAGCAGGAGGAGAGAAGUUAACAAAACUUGAUUUGCGUCAGGCAUAUUCUCAGUUGGAGCUGAGUAGUGACUCGAAAGAGUAUCUCACAGUGAAUACCCACUUAAGACUUUAUCGUUAUAGAAGACUAGCCUACGGGGUGUGUUUAUCUAGUGCCAUUUUCCAAGGAGUAAUUAACAAGAUUUUAAGCGGACUUCCGUAUGUAGUAUGCCGCAUUGAUGAUAUCCUGAUCAUAACUCCAGAUGAUGAUUCUCAUGUCAAGACCAUCCAAGAAGUGUUUCACCGUCUGCGAGAGCACAAAUGUAUCUUCAUGGCUGAUCAAGUGAUAUACAUGGGAUUUUUGUGGACAAACAGGGGAUGCAUCCUACAGAUGAGAAAAUUGCUGCAACACGUGAUGCUCCAAGGAUGUAAAGCAUGUGAUUCUCCGGCAUAUGACCUUGGAACUGUAGUGUCUCACAUUAUGGAUGCUGGAUCAGAGAGGCUCAUUGCCUUUGCUUCAAGGACUUUGAAUUCCAGUGAACGAUACCAGUACCAAAUACAGUAUCGAGCAUCACAGGAAAAUGGAAACUGUGAUUCAUUAUCGAAACUUCCUAUUUCAGAUAACCAGGCACAGGAAGAUUAUGAAGAAAUCUACUUCUCUGAACUGGAUGAUAUAGAACUUCCAGUUUCGAACACUGACAUUUAUAAAGCAACAAAGAUGGAUCCGGGGCUAUCUAAGGUACAUAAACUUACCUUAACUGGAUGGCCAAAUCACAAUGCAGAUCCAGAACUUCAACCAUUCUUUGAGAGGAGGAUAUCUUUGAGUGUAGAGCAAAGAGUUGUGUUAUUGGGAAUUCGAGUUGUGAUUCCUAAGACUUUGAUAAAGCGCAUACUCGAAGAACUUCAUGAGGAACACUUGGGAAUGUGCAGGUCACUAGCGCGUAGAUAUCUAUAG